GAACUCCAGUGCAGAACACUCCCAUUAACAGAACAGAAGCCAUCGGGGCAGCCAGCCUUACAGAAGAGGUCACGGCCAGGCCUGGGAACUGCUUAAGAAAAGAAAACACCCUAAACUUCAGCUCACUGCUUUGCUAAAUGCACAAAUGUGUCUCUUUUGAACCCAGCUCAAAGCUGAUCUCUGCGGAAGGACGCCUGAGUGCACUAAAAUAGCACUGCCCAGCUGCAGCACUGACAUUUGGAGUACAGCAGGCAGAGCAGCAAGGCACGGGGAGCAGCUCCUCAGCUCUGCACUCCAAAGCACACACCGACAGCCGAGGACAUCGAGGGAGCAACACACCAAUGAGCACGGCAGGGCAGCGCAGGAGGCUUCGCUGUGAGCAGGAGAAGCACAGCUUCAAUGGACAGAGUUGGAUGCCUGCUCUCCCCAUGCUGAGCUCAGCGCUGGACAGACCCACUCUGCCCCACACCAGCCUGCAGAGGUCCCAAAAGCGAGGAAGGCACUGAGACCCUCUGAAAGCCACUGCCAUGCUCAGGAGAGCCCCUUCCUUUGAGCCAGGUCCGAGCAUACCACACAGGCUGCUAUCUCUAUUAGUUGCUUACUACCUUUUGCUACAGGAGCACCACUGAAGUUUCUCUCCACUCUGUGCCCAGCGUUGCACUGAGCACACGGCCAGGCUCUGCUCCAAGGGCCGCACACAGACCCUGCUGCAGAGCACACCUCCAUCAGGGCUCUUCUAUCAGCCCUCUCUCAAAACGUCAGAGAGAAGCUUGGCAUGUUCUUCCUCACUGAUAAAUGCCAUUUAGCAGUUCAGAAAAGAGUUCUGGAGAAAAUGACCACCAUCAAUCUUUUCUGACCCAGCAGCAGCAUUGCAUGUCUAUCAAACAGCAGCAUUAAUUUCCACAAAUAGCUGAAAAUGUUCACUUAAUACUGCAGAAUAUACUCAAGACAACAAAAACCCACUCCAGUAUGAGCGAGUGCAUGUCAGAGAGAGCCGGAUGCCCGACCAGGUGAGAAAAAGCACAGGUAACUUUUACCAGAAACGCCAACAGCAUGAUGCGAGCAGAAGAGCCACAAGCCUCGAGCUGCGUGCAUACAGUGAUGGUCCAGGACAAACACAGCUGCUCCCACCAUGGCUCUGUUCCGGAGCAAUGCUGAGGGCCUGCUGACAGAUUGCACAGGGCAGCACCAUGAUGACAGCUCUAACCGCCGUGCUUCCUGCCCAGCAGAUCGCUCUGCUGGAGGACAGGCCCUGCACUAAUGAUGGAAGGCUCUCGAGGCCCUUAGCACCUGCACUAAAAGCACCCAGCAGUCCGAUCCAGAAAGGAUCAAAGACAUUGUAAGAUGUUCAAUUCCAGCACAAACUCCUCGGGAAGCAGCUGCAGUAACAGCACAGUAAUAACAAAGACAGUCAUUCCCCUGAUCUACUGCCUGAUUUUCGUGGUAGGGCUGCUGCUGAAUGGCGUGGCAGCAUGGAUCUUCCUGUGCAUCUCCAGCGAGAAGAGUUUUAUCGUCUAUCUCAAAAACAUCGUCGUCGCAGAUCUCCUGAUGAGUCUGACAUUUCCUUUCAAAAUUCUCGCCGACUCGGAAAUUGCACCUCCACAGCUCAACACGUUUGUGUGCAGGUACUCUGCUGUUGUUUUUUAUGCAAACAUGUAUAUCGGAAUAACGUUUUUUGGCCUCAUCGGUUUUGACAGGUACUACAAAAUCGUGAAGCCUUUAUUCACCUCCUUUGUCCACACGGCUCACUACAGUAAGGUUCUCUCUGUCAUCAUAUGGCUAUUGAUUAUGUUUAUCACGCUUCCAAAUAUGAUUUUAACUAACGAAAUCCCUAAAGCAAAUUAUUCCAGAACAUGCAUCGGUCUUAAAAGCGAACUUGGCAAACAGUGGCACAAGGUGUCCAGUUAUAUUUGUACAGGGAUUUUCUGGAUUGUUUUCCUCCUACUCAUCAUUUUUUACACUUCAAUCUCAAAAAAAAUAUACAGCUCCUACAAAAAGUUCAGACGGAACUCAGAGUUCACUAAGAGGAAAACCAGCCGUAAUAUAUUCACCAUCAUGUUCGUGUUUGUCCUCUGCUUUGUGCCGUACCACUUCUGCCGAAUCCCGUACACCCUGAGCCAGACCAGCUCACAGUUCGACUGCCGCUCGCAGAGAGCUCUGUUCCACGCCAAGGAGUUCACUCUGCUAUUAUCUGCUGCCAACGUCUGCCUCGACCCCAUUAUUUAUUUUUUCCUCUGCCAACCUUUUAGAGAAAGGCUGUAUCAAAAACUGCACCUCAAGCUGAAAACGUCAGGUGAGGCUGAAAUCACCAAAUCGAGGAGAUCAAACACGCUUCAGGAAAGCGUGAACAUUCUGUAAGUUCAGGUCUGUAGAAUAACGCAGGCUUGAACGUUGCCCCAGAAUGCAAACACUGACACUGCAGAAAGAAACUGAACAGGUGAUGACCAGCAAUAAACCGAAAAAGGUUUCAAGCACAAAAUACCAAGCAAUGUUUCUCUAUAUAAAAAGUCUAUUGCAUGCUGUUGGUGUAUUUACUACGUGGUAUUUCAGCUGACUGUGACUGCACUGAGGUGCAUUGUGACCUAUCUGGAUCUCAGAAAAGAGUAACUGGAACAAAACAUUCUGGAGUGCCAGGCCACAGUUCUGAAAGAAUUAUCCCAGCCUUGAAGUGCCCUCACUCCUCAUGAAGCCAGGCAGGACACAUCUGAGGAGCAGCAGGGCAGCCCAAAGCGCCUGCGAACAACAGAUCAUCCCAGCUCAACUGGAGCAGACCCCCUGAAGCAACACGAUCAGCUCAGCUGGGCCUCCCUGGCUCAGCCUCUGCCACGGAGAGCUCUCUGUGCAUUCACCAACUCAGACAGCAAAGCCUUUAAUGAAGUGCCCAAAUGCUUUAAUGACCUGCCAAAGAAAAGGCAGCUCUGUGCGUGUGUUGUGUAUAUAUAUGUGUGUGUGUGUAUAUAUAUAUAUAUAUAUAUAUAUA
Molecule: messenger RNA, 2980 nt
Organism: Lagopus leucura (white-tailed ptarmigan)
Lineage: Eukaryota; Metazoa; Chordata; Aves; Galliformes; Phasianidae
Gene: P2RY14
Product: purinergic receptor P2Y14
Exons: 3
Coding region: 1345-2358 (337 amino acids)
Biological process (GO): G protein-coupled receptor signaling pathway
Cellular component (GO): membrane
Molecular function (GO): G protein-coupled purinergic nucleotide receptor activity
Source: RefSeq, a predicted model, not a curated record